CUCCAACUGGGCCAUGGCAGCUCGUGGAUCUGUGGUUCGUGCCGCUUUACUCGACCGGCCUGCCGUAUCGUCUCCACCAUGUGCAUGCUCGGCCGUCUCGCCCUUUCUGACCAGCACCCUGAAUCUCUCGAUGUUCGUCAAUACACUGGAUUAUCGCGGAUCCUUUCAAUCUCGGGGUCGGCGAUCCGCUGCAUCGCUGAUAGCGGUCCCUUGGGUCGCAUGAGGCGGCUUGCUCCCUAGUAUUGAUGCCUUCCGGCACACACAUCCUCGUCGAUUGUCCUCUCGGCCAUCCGCAAGCCCUGACCACGCAUUACAAGCUACCUCGUUCCACGCCGUCCUAUGCCGCCUCGGCGUCUCGGUUUCGCUUCGUCCUCCCCAAUCUCGACUCGGUUGAUCCAGCGACCAUCGAUGCCGUCCUGCUGACCAACUCCUCAAGCUGGCUUGGGCUCCCGUACCUCACCGAGCGGACAACGUUCCGUGGAGAGAUCUUGGCCUCCGAGGCAGCCGCACAGCUUGGAAGCAUCGUCUUGGAAGAGCUGGUUGCAAGCUUUGGCGACGAUGUUGGGUACAUCCAGAUCGGAUACGAGCUUCAGCCCAUGUUUUCGCUGCACGAGCUGCGCUCAUGCAUGGCCAAGAUCCAACGGGUCUCCCACAACCAAAUUCUGCGCCUGGGAUCCGACUUGAUGGCAGUUCCCGUCAGCUCUGGAUUCAACCUGGGCAGCACCAACUGGAUUCUUGACACCUCCGCAACCAAGAUCGGCAUUGUCGGUGUCUCGUCGGUCAGCCAGCCUCAGCACUCGUCAAGAAUCAACACCGAGGCACUCAACGACUGCAGCAUCUGGAUUUUCCACGGCUCUAUCGCUGCCGACCACUCUGUCUCCCCGAUUGCGUCAAUCAACAGCCUGUGCGAGCGUAUAGCGAUGGCCGUCGAUCGUGGCGGCAACGUGAUUCUGCCGAUCGGCCCGUGUGGGUAUCUCUAUGACUUGCUGGACAUCAUCUCGAAGCACCUCCGGGCCCUUGGGAUGUCGCAGUUUCCGAUGCAUUAUGUCUCGCCUGUGGCCAAGCGCUCACUCCACAUGGCCAAUAUCCUGGGUGAGUGGGCAUCGACCGAGUCGCAGGAAAACCUCUAUAGCGCCUCGACGCCCCUUACCCACGGCGAACUGCUCGAGCACAAGCGGCUGUACUUGCAUCCGACCCCCGCAUCGAUCCUGCGAAUGAAGGGGCCCUAUAUCAUAUUCACCGACCAUGCGUCGUUGCUGUCCGGGUCGGUUCGAGGGCUGGUGGCGGCUUACCGACAAGACCCCAACUCGGUGCUGAUCUUGACCGAUCCGAGCUUCACGGACCAGUCACGACUGACCUCGUUCAUGCCGCUGAAGAUGAAGAUACAGUCGCUGCCGAUCGACACGUCGCUGACGCUACAGCAGAUUGCAGCUCUGCUCGAUUCACAAACAAGCCCCAAGAUUGCCUUGUUUCCGUCCUUGCCACAUCUGUAUCCGAUACUGGCCAAGAGCCUUGCUCCGUCGGCUGGUCGGGUUCGGUGCCUCUUCAGCCAAACUCUUGGCGAACUCAUGGAGUUUCCUCUGGGUGCACAAAAGUAUAAGGCGCUCCUGUCGGAGGAGUCAGCAUCUGAAAUCACGCCUAGGCUGGCGAACUCGUGGCAGCACAGCCUCUCGACAGUCCGGGGCCACUUCCGGCUUGGCCCGAACGAGACGAUGAUUGUCAGCCUCGAUCCACCAGCAUCCAGCAGCAGCAGCAGCAGCGGCGGUGGUGGUAGUGGUGCUGGUGCUGGUGGUGGUGGUGCCGCUCACAGCGACAUCUUGCUGGACCACCCAAUCCUGGUGGCCAAUUCGGCGGGCAUCGAGCGCUUUGUUGCCGCCUGCGAGCAGUGCCUCCAGCACGGCAGCGAGUCGUCGAGCGUGCAUGUCGUUCGCGAUGGCUCCACGACGACGCUGAUUGAAACCCACCACCAUGUCCGUGUGGCCAUCGACGGACAGGGUCUGAGUGUGGCAAUCACGGCCGAGGAUCUCGAGUGGAUCCAAAAGAUCCGCCGGCUGAUACCUGAGUGCUUUGGGACGUUGUAGGCAUCUGGGUGUACGCAUGGGCGCACAGAUAGAUGCAUGGAUGGUGGCGAGGAUUGCUACGUGACCAAUCCGUCGAAUAUAGGCAAUCCAAUAAAAAACGGGACACCCGGGUUUUUGACCAUUCAUCGAA
Messenger RNA from Polychytrium aggregatum, 2211 nucleotides. Its product is annotated as beta-lactamase-like protein. Bases 246 to 2081 code for a protein of 611 amino acids. The transcript is spliced from 9 exons. Gene Ontology annotation, cellular component: integrator complex. The record is from RefSeq and is a predicted model, not a curated record. Gene Ontology annotation, biological process: snRNA processing. Lineage: Eukaryota; Fungi; Chytridiomycota; Chytridiomycetes; Polychytriales.